Molecule: messenger RNA, 7541 nt
Organism: Amphibalanus amphitrite
Lineage: Eukaryota; Metazoa; Arthropoda; Thecostraca; Balanomorpha; Balanidae
Product: histone lysine acetyltransferase CREBBP-like
Exons: 20
Coding region: 189-6863 (2224 amino acids)
Biological process (GO): positive regulation of transcription by RNA polymerase II
Cellular component (GO): histone acetyltransferase complex; transcription regulator complex
Molecular function (GO): chromatin DNA binding; transcription coactivator activity; protein binding
Source: RefSeq, a predicted model, not a curated record
GAGGUGUGUUUCGGGUGGAUAUGGUAGAUAAGUGUCUUGUAUUUAAUUUCUGAGUAGUUAGGUGCUGAAUCUGUCUGCAGAAGCAAGGUUCGAGCUGUCAUGGCCGCGCUGUGGCUGGACGAGUAGCGAGCCGCCGGUGUGUGUGUCGCGUCACAGUGCAGCAGUGGAGUCCGUUGAAUGCAGCGGAGAUGGGUGACCACCUCGGUGAUGGGCCUCCCAGCAAACGGUCCAAGUUUGGAGACGGCUUCGGCUCCUCGGGCCUGGAGCCGAGCGGCAGCAACGACAUGGGCGUGUCGCUGGACUUCUCCUCGCUCGAGUUCUCGCUGCCGGACGAGCUGGAGACGGCCGGCGCCAAGCUGCCGGGCGCGCCGCAGUACGGCGCCGCGCCCACGGCAGUCUCCGUGUCGGCCGGCGGCCCGAUGGUCAACGGUGCGCUCGACUCGGGCCACAUGCAGCACAUGAUGGCCGGCAAGCAGCAGCAGCUGGUCGGCGGCCUGGGCGGGCCCGGGCGGCCGGCCGGCGGCAUGGCCAAGGGUCUGCUGGCGCGGCCCAUGGACGCGCCCGGCAUGCAGCAGCUCAACAGCGUGCACGGCCGCCUGCCGCUGUCGAGCGCGGCCGGCCUGCCGCCGCAGCCGGCCGGCGCCGUCAGCCUGCAGGCCAGCGUGGCCGGCGGCGUGCGCCAGGCCGGCGGCGUGUGGACGGGCCGGCCGGCGGCGCCGCAGCACAUCACCAACGGCCAGCCGGCCGGCGUGACGCCGCAGCUGCAGCACCAGCUGAUGCAGCGACAGAUGGCGCCGCAGACGGGCGCGCUUCCUCAGAUGCAGGGUACUGUGAACCAGAUGGGCGGCCAGCAGCUGCCGCCCCAGCACAGCUUUAAUUUCGCCGGCCAGCAGCAGCAGCAGCGGCUGCUCGGUCCCUCGGUGUCGGUCAGUAACGGCACGGCCGGCGGCGUGUACCCGGGCCCCGGCGGACAGGUGCCGCAGCGCUUCGCCGGCGUGGUGGCCAGCAGCGCCAGUUCGGUACAGCAGCAGCAGCAGCUGUCUGUCCAGCAGCAGCUGCAGCGGCAACAGCAGCUGCCACUGCAGCAGCAGCAGUCCCUCCAGCAGCAACAGCAGCAGCAGCAGCCGCCGAUGCAGCAGUUACAGCUGCAGCAGCAUAGACGGGUGUGCAAGCUGCCCCACUGUCAGACGAUGAAGGACGUGCUCAACCACAUGACCUCGUGCCAGGCCGGCAAGGCGUGUCGCAUGCCGCACUGCGCCUCGUCCCGGCAAAUCAUCACCCACUGGAAGACGUGUCACCGGCCCGACUGUCCCCAGCCGCCGCAGCUGGAGAGGCCGCGCCAGCUGCCCGGCUCGCCGGCGGCGCUGGGGGCCGAGCCGGUGGCCUCGGCGGCCGGCGUGGGGCCGGCGCAGCCGCCGCCGGGCGCCGCCGCACCCACCGGCGGCCUGCAGAUCAACAGGAACGACCUGCCGAGCUGGGCGACCGACCACGGCUCGGACAACGCCACCACCGCGGGUAACGCCGACUUCCGCGCCAUGCUGGACCCGGUGAAGGCGGCGCCCGUCCACAAUACCAAGGAGUGGCACAUGCAAGUGACGCCCGACCUGCGCACCCACCUCGUCAGAAAACUUGUCCAGGCUAUCUUCCCGACGCCGGACCCGAGCGCCAUCCUGGACAAGCGCAUGCACAACCUGGUGGCCUACGCUAAGAAGGUGGAGGGCGACAUGUACGAGAUGGCCAACUCGCGCUCCGAGUACUACCACCUGCUCGCCGAGAAGAUCUACAAGAUCCAGAAGGAGCUGGAGGAGAAGCGCCAGCAGCGCCAGGCGGGCGCCGCCAAGGUGUCUCCGGGCGCGGCCGGCCAGCUGCAGCGGCCCAUGGCGCCGGGCCAGCCGCCGCCGCAGCCGGCCGGGCUGCGCCAGCCGGGCCUGCUGGGCGCGCCGCAGCCCACCACCUCGCUGGCGCAGCUGGCCACCUCGCUGGGCCAGCCGCCGACGUCGCUGGUGCAGCAGCCCGUCACCUCGAUGGCCCAGCUGCCGACCUCCAUGCCACAGACGUCGAUGGCGCAGCUGCCCGGCUACAGCGGCGCCAUGCCGGCGGUAUCGGACCCCUCCCAGCAGCUGCCGCAGCAGACGAUGCCGCCGCCCCAGCAGCAGCAGCAGCAGCAGCAGCCGGCGGCGGCGCAGCAGCAGCAGUUGGCCUCGCCGGCGUACCUGCAGAAGCAGCAGUUCACCAACGGUCUGCCGCCGGCGGUGUCGGCGGCCGGGCCGGGCGGCGAGCUGCGCACCUCCCUGCCGUCCGUCUCGGUGCCGGGCGCCGCGCCGGGCUCCGAGUCGUCCACCGGGCAGAUGGCCGGCCAGCCGCUCUUCACCAGCUCAACCAUCAAACAGGAACAGGAGAACUCGGCGUUCGACAACCUGUUGCGGGACUCGACUCCGGUGCAGUCUCAGCCGCAGCCGCCGCAGCCCACGCCGACCCCGCCGGGCACGGCCGGGCCGCAGGCGCCGCCGCCCGCGCCGCUGCCGGCUGAGGUCAAGAUGGAGACCGACACGGCGGAGAGCGGCGGCGCGGCGCCGCAGGGAACGCCCGGCCCGGCGCCCCCGGCUGGCCCACAGCCCCAUGUCGCCGGAGUCAAGGCGGAGCCGGCGGAGGUCAAAACAGAGCCCAUGGACGAGAGCAGCUGGGACGGCGCCGUCGUCAAAUCCGAGCCUGGCACGGUGAAGGAGGAGCGCUCCAGCCCGCCGGCGGCCGCCACGCCCUCCACGCCUGCCGAGUCGGCGUCGGCCUCCGGCUCGGCGGCCAACACGCCGGCACCCACCCCCGGCGGGUCCACGCCCAAGACCGAGAAGAAGGUGCACAGACAACUGUUCUCUCCGGACGAGUUGCGGCACGCGCUGAUGCCCACUCUGGAGAAGCUGUACCGCCAGGAGCCCGAGUCGAUGCCCUUCCGACAGCCGGUGGAUCCGGGAGCGCUCGGAAUCCCCGACUACUUCGACAUCAUCAGGAAGCCCAUGGACCUGUCCACCAUCAAGAAGAAGCUGGACACAGGCGCCUUCAAGGAUCCGUGGGAGUACGUCGAGGAUGUGUGGCUCAUGUUUGAUAACGCCUGGAUCUACAACAGGAAGACGUCGAAGGUGUACAAGUUCGCCUCCAAGCUCUCGGAGGUGUUUGAGCAAGAGAUGGACCCGGUGAUGCAGCAGCUCGGCUACUGCUGCGGCAGGAAGUACACCUUCCAGCCGCAGACCCUGUGCUGCUUCGGCUCCAACUCGCUCUGCAGCAUCCCCCGCGACGCCAAGUACUUCAGCUACCAGAACCGCAUCACCUACUGCGUCAAGUGCUUCAACGAGAUCGAGGGCGACACGGUCAGCAUCGGCGAGGGCGAGCCGACCCAGCAGAACAUGACCAUCAAGAAGGACGCGUUCGUGGAGCUGAAGAACGACAAGUUUGAGAUGGAGGCUAUGGCCGAGUGUACCGACUGCGGCCGAAAGCUGCACCAGAUCUGCGUGCUCCACAUGGACAGCAUCUGGCCGCAGGGCUUCACCUGUGAUAAUUGCCUUAAAGCGAAGGGAAUGAAGAGGAAGGAGAACCGCUUCAAUGCUAAGCGGCUGCCGGCCACCAAGCUGGGCACCUACAUCGAGAACCGAGUCAACAACUACCUGAAGAAGAAGGAGUCGGGCGCCGGCGAGGUGUUCAUCCGCGUCGUCUCGAGCAGCGACAAAAUCUGCGAGGUCAAGCCGGGCAUGAAGGCUAGGUUCUGUGACGCCGGCGAGAUGCCGGCCAAGUUUCCGUACCGCGCCAAGGCGCUGUUUGCCUUCGAGGAGGUGGAUGGCCACGAGGUGUGCUUCUUCGGCAUGCACGUGCAGGAGUACGGCUCGGACAGCCCGCAGCCGAACCGGCGCCGUGUGUACAUCGCCUACCUGGACUCGGUGCACUUCUUCCGGCCGCGCCAGUUCAGGACGUCGGUGUACCACGAGAUCCUGCUGGCGUAUUUGGAUUACGUCAAACAGCUCGGGUACACGAUGGCGCACAUCUGGGCGUGUCCGCCGUGCGAGGGAGACGACUACAUCUUCCACUGCCACCCGGCCGACCAGAAGAUCCCCAAGCCGAAGCGGUUACAGGAGUGGUACAAGAAAAUGCUGGACAAGGGAAUCAUCGACCGCAUCGUCAUGGACUACAAGGACAUCCUGAAGCAGGCGGCCGAGGACUCGAUCCGCACGCCGGCCGAACUGCCUUACUUCGAGGGCGACUUCUGGCCCGGCAUCCUGGAGGAGAGCAUCCGUGAGCUCGACCAGGAGGAGGAGGAGAAACGAAAACAGCUGGAGGCGGAGGAGGCGCGCGCUGCCGCCGCUGCCGAGACCGAGAUCGAGAGCCCCGCGCCCGACGGCAAGAAAAAGGGAGCCAUCAAGAAGCAGAACAAGAAAAACACCAAGUCGAAGACCUCCAGCAAGAACAAGUCGAAAAAGUCCAAUCAGAGUGGCAACGAUCUCUCGACCAAAGUGUUCGCUCUGAUGGAGAAGCACAAGGAGGUGUUUUUCGUGGUGCGUCUGCACUCUGCGCAGUCGGCGGCCAGCCUGCAGCCGAUCCAGGACCCCGACCCGCACAUCCCCUGUGAGCUGAUGGAUGGUCGCGACAACUUCCUGAGCAUGGCGCGCGAGAAGCACCUCGAGUUCUCCUCGGAGCGGCGCGCGCUGGCCGCCACGCAGCACAUGCUGUAUGAGCUGCACAACCAGAACCAGGAGACGGUCGUCUACACGUGCAAUACCUGCAAGAAUAAUAUCGAUACGCGCUACCACUGCACCGUCUGUGAUGAUUUCGACCUUUGCGCCACAUGUUACGAGAAGGAGCGGCACCCGCACAAGAUGGAGAAGCUCGGCUUCGACCUGGACGGCGAGACGUCGGACCGGGCCGGCCAGACGGCCUCCGACCUGCGCCGCCAGUCGCUCGAGCGCUGCAUCAAGUCGCUGGUGCACUCGUGCCAGUGCCGCGACGCCAACUGUCGCCAGCAGAGCUGUCAGAAGAUGAAGCGCGUCGUCUCGCACACCAAGAGCUGUCGCAAGAAGGUCAACGGCGGGUGCCCCAUCUGCAAACAGCUUGUGGCGGUGUGCUGCUACCACGCCAAGUGCUGCAAAGAGGACAAGUGCAUGGUGCCCUUCUGCGGCAGCAUCAAGUCGCGGCUGGCGCAGCAGCAGAUGCAGGCUCAGCUACAGCAGAAGGCGCUUCUCCACCGGCGUAUGGCCAUGAUGCGAUCGUCGAGCGGCGGGAGCAUGGCUGCCUCCGUGCAGGCGGCUGCGGCCGGCGCCGCCGCCGCCGCUGCCUCCUCGUCCGCCGCGCCGUCGGCCGCCGUGUCGCAGCCGGCGGCGCCGCCGCAGCAGCCGCGGCCGCUGCCUGGCGGGCCGGGCGUGCCGCCGGCGACGGCGGCCGGCCAGCCGGGCGGACAGGGGCCGCCUGCCAACGUGCUCAUGGCCGUCAAACGGGUGCAGGAGGCCGCCGCCCGACAGCACGCCAACCAGCCGGCCGUCGGGUACGGCAAGAACAACCCUCCCGUCGGCGGCAUGACACCGCAGCAGCCGCCGCAGCAGCAGAUGCAGCCGCAGCAGAUGCAGAUGCAACAGCAAAUGCAGCAGCAGCAGCAGCAACAGCAGCGGAUGCCCAUGCAGCAGCCUAUGGCCAGUCAGGCUGCGCGCAUGCAACUGCCGGCAAUGAACGAUUGGGGCAACAGGUUGGCGGGGCCGGGCGCGGCCGGGGCCUCGCCGGGCGUGUCGGUGCCGGGCGCCGGGCCGGCGCUGCAGCAGCCCGCUCCCGUGGCCACGGCCGGCGCGGCGGGUCUGCUGCGCGGCGCCGGCGGCCAGCAGGGCGCGCCGCGAAACAACAUCCCCGGACUGCAGGAGUUGCUGCACAGCCUCAAGAACCCGACCGGGCCGCAGGCGCACCAGAACGUGCUGCAGAUCCUCAAGUCGCACCCGCAGCUGAUGGCCCAGGUGAUCAAGAUGCAGCACCAGAAGCAGCAGAACCAGCAGCAGCGGCAGAUGGCCCAGCAGCAGCAGCAGCAGCAGCAGCAGCAGGUGCCGGACGGCCAGCAGCCGAUGCAGAUGCAGCCGGGAGUGAUGCAGCCGCCGGUCCAGCAGCAGCAACAGCAGCAACAGCAGCUCCAGCAGCAGCGGAUGCCGACCGGCGGCAUGGUGGUGCAGAACCAGAUGCAGCCGGGCCAGAUGACCCAGCAGCAGGCUUGGGCCAAGCAGCAGCAGCUGAUUGCCAUGCACCGCCAGCAACAGCAACAGCAGGCGCAGCAGCAACAGCAACAGCAGCAGCACGGCUUCCAGCAGCCGCAGGCGAUGCAGUACGGACAGCGACCGCGCAUGGGCAUGGGAAUGCAGCCGCAGCAGCACUUCCAGCAGGACGGCAGCCAGUUCGGCGGCCAGUUCACGCAGCAGCAGCAGCAGCAGAUGCUGAUGCAGCGGCAGCAGCAGUCGGCCUCGCCGCACCAGUCGCUGAUGGGUCCCCCUGGCGGCAUGGCGCCGUCGCCGCAGCAGAUGCUGCAGCAGGUGGUGUCGCCGCCGCCCGGCUCAGCCGGCCUGCCGGUACGCUCGCCGCAGCCGCUCAGCUCUCCGCGUCAAACGCUGGGCGGCUACCACGCGCCGUCACCGCACCGGCCCGCCUCGCACUCACCGCACCCGGCCGCCGCCGGACACGGCAUGGCCGGCGCGCCCGAGCUCGGCACCAACGAAAUGCUGCUCUCGCAGCUGACGGGCGUGUCGGCGGCGGGCCACGGCGGACUCCAGCUGCCCGGCCACCCGGGACAGCACCCGGCCGGCGCCGGCGCCGACAACGCCGACAAGCUCUCAAAGUUCGCCGACACGUUGUAGCGCCGGCCGGCCCGCCGCCCACCCUAGCCGGUGUCCGUGAGUGUGCGUGUGAUAUUUGUAUUGUGGGGCGGCCGGCCUGCAUGUGGUGGCCGUGGCCGCUCGAGCGCCCCGGCGGACGGCCCGCCGGCGAGGGCGGGCCCGUGGACCAGGGGGCCUCGGAGGGACACGGGCCGCGGCGCCCGCUUGCCAAUGUUGCGCCCGCUGUGCCGCGCAUCGCAUUGAACUGUACAUAGCGCAUUGUCCAGAUUUUAUUUCACAUGUGCAUCACGUUUGUGUUGAUUUGUGUACAGAUGGUACAGUCUCUUCUCUUUUUUACUAUUUAUCAUAGCUGCUGGUGUAGACAGUGUUGCAGAUAGACUGGCCCGGUGGAAACCGAAUACUGAACUGCUGCAGCGCCCGGGCGUCUUAGAAUGUGACAUUCCACCGAACUUUCUCCUAUCUUAGAGGGGCAGUGAAGGGAGGGAGAGCGACGCGCGUCGGCUGCUGUUGCGUCGCCGCGGUUGUUAUGUUGUGCUGAGGCAACCCGACUUGAACCUGUACAGUACGUGCUGCUUGUAAAGAAAACGAGAAAACCAUUUUCGCGUCCUUUUUUACCGGGGGUAAUCAGUACAAAAAUGGUCAUUGCCCUAGUUGUUAGCACAUUGUAAGAUGAUCAUUGUAAUAAAAUCUCAACAAUUA